UCAUGAUUAUGGAACAAAGUGAUUGGCGGUUUCACAUCGCAUUCUCUUUUUUGACGAACAAUUUAAAAUGGUUUAAACUUGGUGAGCAUUGGGACUUUCUUUGUUUGAUCACACUCUCAAAAUUCUCAUUCUCUUCCUUGACGCACAAAACUUUCUAGCAACUUUCAUGGCGUGGUCUGCUCUGAGGUGGUGAAGUUGGGUGGAAGUUAGGUAAAGAAAGGAAGGAUCAGGUGGCUUGUAUGUAUGGGUGUCGUGGGCAUUGUGGCAAAAAUCACUUUGACCACUCCACCCACCUGAGGCUUAUCAGAGUGCCAUCCUCCAUUGCGUGCCGACUCCUAAAAGCCCAUUAAUCAUAUCUGAUAUUAGUCAUUUUCUUCUCUUCCUUUUAUGCGUGUAAGUGGGGGCUUGACUGAACUGAACUGAGGUGGGCGGUGGACCCACUUCAAAGUUGAUGCUAAUCUUCAAUUUGCAGGUUUCUGCAUGUUUUGACACUUCUCAGUAUGAUUCAUAAAAUAUUGGUCCAUUAUCGACCCAACCAUGUCGUUUUUUCUUCCAUUUUCGGAGAUCUUUGAUUCAUUUUUACCGAAAAUUCAAGGAUUGGGAGAUAUGGGUCCCCCUGCUUAUUGCCAUAUCUUUGAUGGGUUCCCAUUAGUUCAAUCUAACACAACAUGUUUCCUAGAUUUUAUUCCUCUUUUCAUAUCCAAUAAUCCAAUUCUUUAGCUGACAGCUGCCUCCCACCGUCCGUACAAAUUGGUUCUCCUCCAGUGGUAGAAAGGGUGGGGCAAGUUCACUGUAUCUGGAUGCCAUACCAUUUAAGAAGCAGCCUUGGUGUUUGUUAUUUGUUGUGAAUGGCGCUCUAACUUCUAAGCGUACCAUUAAAGCCUGUCAGUCAUCGUGUUUUACACAUGUCCCUCUUUUGAAAACAGGCCCACUUAACAACUCCAUGAAUUUCGCAGAAAAAAAUUACUCCACCUUCCUCUGGGCGGAAGAGAGAAAAUUACUCUCUCUUUUUUCUUAUAUUUAUGGUUGCGAUCACCAUUCUUUUGUUUGCAAUUGGUAUAUCAUUUUGUCUGCUUUUGCUUUGAUGCCCAACUCGAUUAACCCAUUUGUGAAUUCACUCAGUCCAAUGCUUCUCUUCUUCAUAUCUUGUUUCUCUUUCAUUCUCCUAUCCAACUCACCUCUCAAGCCACUCCUCCCAUGGGAGAGUGAGACGAGAUUGUUGUCACCUUGGUUUUGGAGAGAAUUAUGGAGUUUUCUUGUGUCAUGUAUCCGGAAAGGUAGAUUAGGUAUCAUUAGUUUCUUACAAGUUCCUUUCGUCUUCCCAUUGAAGAUGACUAUUAGCUCAAAAGUAGUGAAUGCGGAGGAGGAAGAGGAUGUUUCUCUUCUGGACUUGCCUGAACUGGCCUUGGAAUGCAUUCUUCAGCGGCUUUCUCCAUCAGGGUUAUGUAGUAUGGCAAGGGUGUGUACUUCGUUAAGGGAUAGGUGUAGAAGUGACCACCUAUGGGAAAAACACAUGAAGCAAAAAUGGGGUAGAGUGAUCGGUCCAGCUGCUUAUCGAGAAUGGCAAUGGCAUAUCGCCUCAAGAAAGAGACCAAGCCUCUUGAAAAAAUGCAAUAAAAGAGGGUUGUUCAGGUCUCUUUUUAGUGUAUGCCCUCUUUCUUGGAUUAGACCAAAAUUAGAAAGUAGUGGUGAGCCCAGCUGUUCAUUAUCUGUUGAUUCAAUCAAGGCUUGGUAUCUUUCCCUAGAGAGUGGCAAGCUUUGGUUCCCAGCUCAGGUCUAUAACCGUGAGAACGGGCAUCUUGGUUUUGUGAUGUCAUGUUAUGAUGCCCUUCUGAGCUAUGAUUCCCGCACAGACACCUUUCGAGCAAGGUACUCACCCCAAGGGCCGCAGACAAUAGAGGAAAAUAUACCAUGGCACAGGCUAAGGGCACCCCCAAUUGAUGUUCCUCCUCAUGUUCUUCAUGUCUCUGACUGUUUAAAUGAUUUAAAACCAGGGGAUCAUAUUGAGAUUCAAUGGAGGAAAAACAAAGAGUUGCCUUACGGUUGGUGGUAUGGCAUCAUUAGUCACUUAGAAACAUGUAAUGGGAAUGAGAAUCACUGCUGCUGUCACAAUAAUGGCCAUGGACAUAUAGAAGGCCUCUGGAAACACAGAUGGAAGUACCAUUUUACUUUGUUCUACAUAUCAUUUUAAACAAGCCCAUUGCAUUCUUUUGUAUCACUUCAACAAUGUUAGUUAAGUUUCUCAUUAUGAAAUCAUUAUGAUAGACAUGCUGAUUCUGGAGUUCAACCAGUAUUCCCCUGGCUCACAAUGGAGACGAGUAGUGAUAAAUAGGAAGAAUCAUCAAGAAGAAGGCAAUGGAGCAGAUGGCUUUUAUGGAGGAAUCAGAAAGAUCUGUAACAAAGAAGAAAUCUCAAUAUGGAAGAGCUUCUGGCCAACCCAAGUCUUGCAAUAAUAGCAUGUUCCCUUCCAGUUCUACUCGCGAUUGCCCUGGAAACAAGCUCUUUUCUUCUUGACAUGUGACCAUGAAAAAAAAGAAAGGAAAGAAAAAAUCUAAAGUCAUACAAUCAGUGCUAUGGAAAUAAGCUUAGGAUUCAGUUUUGUGGUCAACUUGAAGAGCUCUUUAAUACAUGAAAAUAGUGUACCAUAAAUACUACAGUAUGUAAUUUUGUAGUGAAUGUUACUUGUAUAAUUGGAGGAAAAGAAAA
Molecule: messenger RNA, 2706 nt
Organism: Vitis vinifera (wine grape)
Lineage: Eukaryota; Viridiplantae; Streptophyta; Magnoliopsida; Vitales; Vitaceae
Product: F-box protein At2g26850
Exons: 5
Coding region: 944-2191 (415 amino acids)
Molecular function (GO): protein binding
Source: RefSeq, a predicted model, not a curated record